AUGUUCUCCAAGAUUUCUAUGGCCUCCGCAGUCCUCGCACUGUUGAUGCAAAUCACAAUCGCUACUCCCCCCGCCUGUGUUAUCCAGGCCGUCAAGCAAGACAUCUGCGCCAAUGGCAGCACUGUCGAGCAGAUCCUCGUUAGUGACUGUGGCAACACCUUCGACGCUGCCAUGAGCGCCUUCUCCAGUAUCUGCUCUGGUGUUGGUGUCACCAUCUGUAAUACCGCCAUAUCGCCCACUACUCUUGCCAGCUCUCCCGCCGUCAUUAUUGCCGGCGCUUCCACCAUCUUGCCUACCAGCGAUGUCAAGACUAACUCCGUUUCGACCUCGGUCCUUGCUUCGGCUUCCGGCACCGAGUCAACUGUCAAGUCUACUGACACAGUUGUCAAGUCCACCGACACUGCAGUCACCACUGCUACUGGCGUUCUCACAGAGACCAGCACUGUCACCAGAACUCAGGAUGCCGACUCAUCAGCCACUUCAUCGGGUACAGUCUCUACUGGUGCUGCUAGACACGUCGAGAAGGGCGGAUUGAUGAUGGGUGCUAUGGCCGCUGCUGGUCUCAUCAUGGCUUUGUAA
Molecule: messenger RNA, 579 nt
Organism: Aureobasidium uvarum
Lineage: Eukaryota; Fungi; Ascomycota; Dothideomycetes; Dothideales; Saccotheciaceae
Source: the annotation of a GenBank genome assembly